AGGGCAACUCGGCGCAUCUUCCCGCAUCUUCCCCCUCCUCCUCCUCCACGUCCACGUCCAGCUAUGGCCCUGGUGACUCUGCAGCGCUGCCCCAGCCCGAGUGCAGCAUCCUCGAGCAGCAGCGCGGGGGAGGAUUUUGGGAGCGACGAGGAUCGCAAAAAUAACCAAUGCCUCAAGGAGAGCUUCUUCGUGGUGAAGGGAGCCGCCCUCUUCCUCCAGCAGGGCGGCAGCGCAGAGGCAGCCGACACACCUACCCAACACGCACUCGCAGGCGACUUGCCUGAACACUUGCAGGUCAUGUUGACCGUACUGCGCUCGGAAGACCGCAUUAAGAUGGCGGUGCGACUGGAGAGCGGCUGGUCGGAGCGCUACAUGCUGCUGGUGUACACCGUCGGCCAUCAGGACACGGAGGAGGACGUCGUCCUCGGGGUGGACUUGUUCCCGCAAGACAGAAAAAGCUGCUCCAUCGGGAUGGUGCUGCCACUGUGGAGCGAUACCAACAUCCGCUUGGAUGGAGACGGAGGCUUCAGCGUAAAGACGACGGGGCGCUCGCAUGCCUUCAAGCCCGUGUCGGUGCAGGCCAUGUGGUGCGCCCUUCGGGUGGUGCACAAGGCGUGCGAGGUGUCUCGCCGCUCGGGCUACCUGCCCGGCGGCCCGUCCCUGGCCUGGACGGCCUUCUACGAGAGCCGCAUGUCGUCCGAGGAGAGCCGCGUCGACGAGUGGAACGCCAUGAUGGACCUGGAGAGCACCCGCCCAGACUCCCCUGCCGUCUUUGGGGACCAGCCCACCGAAAGGGAGCGAACGGAAAGCGCCAUUAAAGCCAAGCUCCGUGGCAUCAUGACCGUCCGAGACUUGCAGAACGUCACCUCCAAGGAGAUCCGCAACGAGCUGGAGCGAGACACCAGCUGCAACCUGAAAGAGUUCAAGGAGUUCAUCGACAACGAGAUGCUGCUCAUCUUGGGCCAGAUGGACAAGGCCACGCCCAUCUUUGACCACCUCUACUUGGGCUCGGAAUGGAACGCUUCCAACCUGGAGGAACUUCGUGAUUACGGCGUGGGCUACAUUGUGAACGUGAGCCGAGAGAUCGACAACUUCUUCCCGAGCCUCUUUUCCUACCACAACGUGCGCGUGUACGACGAGGACGCCAGCGACCUGCUGGCCCACUGGAACGACACCUACAACUUCAUUGUCAAAGCCAGGAAGAACAGCUCCAAGUGCCUGGUGCACUGCAAGAUGGGCGUGAGCCGCUCGGCCUCCACGGUCAUGGCGUACGCCAUGAAGGAGUACGGAUGGCCGCUGGAGAAAGCUUACAACUUUGUCAAGCAGAAGCGCGGCAUCGCUCAGCCCAACGCCGGAUUCAUGAGGCAGCUGGCGGACUACCAGAGCCUCCUGGACGCCAGCAAACAGCGCCACAACAAGCUGUGGCGACCCGGCACGGACGAGGAAGCCUCGGACGACUUGGCAGCCUCCGGCGGCGGCGGCGGCGAGGAGGAGGCCUGGGGGCUCUGCGGGGCGUCCCCCUGCCGAGGUCUGGAGAUGGAGCCGCUGGACUCGCUCAACUACAACUACUACUUUCGCCGCCUGUCCGACUCGGCGCUGGACAGCGAGCCCUCCACCCCCGUGCGUGGGCCCCCCCUGCUGGGCAUGGAGAGGGUCUUCAUCGAGAUCGAGGACGUGGAGCGAGACGCCCUCCUGGAGGACGAGGGCUUCCCCGUGGCCCACCUGGCCUUGCCGGGCGGAGGGGGCGGGACGGGGGCGCAGACGUGCGGACGCCUGGACCCCCUGGAGGACAUGCGACUGAGGCUGGAGUUCAGCACGCUGGAGGAGGAAGACGAGGAGGAGGCCAAGCAGGAGGAGGCCGAGAUGGCCGCCUUGGAGGGCAAGAAGCACGCCGAGGAAAGCCGGCUGGGUCUGGCCAACUUGAACACCAACAACAGCAACCGGCUGGCCGCCAAGCGGAGCUGCCCGGCUGCCUUUGACGACAGCGCCAGCACGGGCAACCCCUUAAAAGUCAAACCCUCCUACCAGUCCUGCAAAGACUGUUGCCUGCGUCUACCACAAGGGCGGCGCUGCGAGCGGCCGGCGGGGGCGCGCUCCCACCGCCUCAACCCCUCCCGACACUGCGCCCUACCCACCAUCUGCGUGGAUCCACCCGGGACCGUUUUCAUUUCGCACUCCCUCCCGGAUCCCAUCUCGGUCCAGUGCUGCCAUUCCUCCGAGGUGCCGCUUUUGCGCCACAAGCCGCUCUCGCCCAUGAGUUGCGAAGACCCCGCCGGCGCCGCCGCCACGCACGACGUCACGGACCAAGCGGAGGCCGGAGGACAAAGCGCUUCGGAAAUGGCCCAACUGGAGUGAAUGGGGGAGCGGACGCCGGGAUGGCUGAUGUGGUUUGACGCGGCGCCGGCCCUGGGCGGGGCAGCGGAGCUCCAGCUCAAACUGAAGUUGGAAUCCGAGUGAGCUGGUUGGCUGCUUGGACUUUGUGGAAGCUGAAACACAAACAGGACCAUCAGGUCUUUCCCUGGAAGGCUACCGUAGCGUAGCGUAGCGUCGUGUGACUUUGACCAAGCCGCGGUGGGCUUCUCGGAGUUGCAAUUUGAAGGCAAACCUCCGAAAGCGGUUCUUCUCCCUAAGCAUAUGACAAAGAACGCCGCUACUCAGACGAUAUCUCGCGUCAUUUUGCAUCGCAAGAGUUUAUUUUGAAAGGCCCAACUCAAACGGCAAGGUGGCCAAGGAGACAUUUUGUGCAGACGUACAUUUCCAGGAUGGAUGGGGGAAGGCAAAACGUGCAAAGCAUCCUCGUCACAGCUUUGUUUUUGUAAAAGUGCAACCUCUCCAAAGAUAUUCUUGACCGUC
Molecule: messenger RNA, 2853 nt
Organism: Syngnathus typhle (broad-nosed pipefish)
Lineage: Eukaryota; Metazoa; Chordata; Actinopteri; Syngnathiformes; Syngnathidae
Gene: ssh1b
Product: slingshot protein phosphatase 1b
Exons: 15
Coding region: 64-2355 (763 amino acids)
Biological process (GO): protein dephosphorylation; negative regulation of actin filament polymerization; actin cytoskeleton organization
Cellular component (GO): cytoplasm
Molecular function (GO): actin binding; protein tyrosine/serine/threonine phosphatase activity
Source: RefSeq, a predicted model, not a curated record